This is a messenger RNA of Anopheles maculipalpis, 913 nucleotides long. RefSeq names its product UPF0430 protein CG31712 (gene Arglu1). The transcript has 6 exons. Gene Ontology annotation, molecular function: cadherin binding. The record is from RefSeq and is a predicted model, not a curated record. Lineage: Eukaryota; Metazoa; Arthropoda; Insecta; Diptera; Culicidae. Bases 147 to 899 code for a protein of 250 amino acids. Gene Ontology annotation, cellular component: mitochondrion; nucleoplasm.
CGUUCUUAAUUAUUUUCACGAAGCUGAAGAAAGCUUUGGGUGUGUGUAUAUUUUUCGCAUCUUAUUGCGAAUCGUAAAAUCGAUUUUUGAUCCAAUUUUGCGGUAUUAUCCGCUAGCAGACCCGGUCAAGUUUCGUUCUUCCAAACAUGGGUCGCUCGAGAUCCCGCAGCCGGUCGCCCAAAAAGCACAAAAGCAAGCACCGCAAGAGGAGCAAAUCUCGCUCUUCCUCGUCGCAUCAUCACCGUAGCAGUUACGAUAAAUACAGAGAGCGCAGCUCAAAAUCCAGGAAACGAUCACUGUCCGAAUCCUCCGACAGUAGCAGCGAUGCAUCAAACAGUGGAUCCCGGCAUCAUCAUAAAAAGAGCUCCCGCAGCCGGAAGCUUACCGAGGUCGAACGUUUAGCGGAGAUGGAACGCCAGAGAAGACAGAAGGAAGCAGAACAGAAGAUGAUCGAAGAGGAAGCAGCCAAACGGAUAGAGCUGCUAGUCAAAAAACGUGUCGAGGAAGAGCUCGAAAAACGAAAAGACGAAAUCGAGCUGGAAGUGCAGCGGCGCGUUGAAGCUGCCAAAAAGCAGAUGGAACAGGAGAUGAUGCUCGAGCUAGAAAAGCGAAGGGAGCAGGCACGGGAAGAGGAACGACGGCGUGAGGAGGAAGAGCUUAAAAAGCGCCAGGAACUCGAGAAUAUUCUCGCUGAGAAUAAUCGCAAAAUAGAGGAGGCUCAGAGAAAGUUGGCCGAAGAUCGUCUUGCGAUUAUUGAAGAGCAAAGAAAGAUGGAUGAAGAGCGCCAAAAGAUGCGUAAAGAGCAAGAGAAACGCAUCAAAGAAGAACAAAAGAUGAUCCUGGGCAAGAACAAUUCGAGGCCAAAGCUUUCGUUCUCGCUGAAACCGGGUGUGUCGUAAAAGAGGUGGCAACA